This is a messenger RNA of Numida meleagris (helmeted guineafowl), 3803 nucleotides long. RefSeq names its product potassium voltage-gated channel subfamily H member 2 (gene KCNH2). The record is from RefSeq and is a predicted model, not a curated record. Gene Ontology annotation, biological process: membrane repolarization during action potential; regulation of ventricular cardiac muscle cell membrane repolarization; potassium ion transmembrane transport. Lineage: Eukaryota; Metazoa; Chordata; Aves; Galliformes; Numididae. Gene Ontology annotation, cellular component: membrane. Gene Ontology annotation, molecular function: inward rectifier potassium channel activity.
GGGGCCGGGGGGGGGGGGAGCCGGUGCCGAUGCGGGGGUGUCGGUUCCGUUGCGGUGCUGCUGGUGCCGUGGUGGUGCCGGAGCUGGUGCCGUGGGGAUGAUGGUGCUGGUGCGGGGACGCUGGUGCCGUGGGGGUGGUGCCGGUGCCGUUGUGCUGGUGCCAUGCCGGUGCGCCGCAAGUUCAUCAUCGCCAACGCGCGGGUGGAGAACUGCGCCGUGAUCUACUGCAACGAUGGGUUCUGCGAGCUGUGCGGGUACACGCGCGCCGAGGUCAUGCAGAAGCCGUGCACCUGCGACUUCCUGCACGGGCCCCGCACGCAGCGCAGCGCGGCCGCGCAGAUCGCACAGGCGCUGCUGGGCUCCGAGGAGCGCAAGGUGGAGAUCUGCUUCUACCGCAAGGACGGGGCCAUGAACAAUGUCCGCAGCACCCUGCUCAACUCCACCUCCGACUCUGACCUGGUGCGGUACCGCGCCAUCAGCAGGAUCCCGCAGAUCACCCUCAACUUCGUCGACUUCAAAGCCGACGCGUUCCUGGGGGCCCCCCCCGGAGAGAAGGAGAUCAUCGCCCCCACCAAACUGAAGGACCGCACGCACAACGUCACCGAGAAGGUCACCCAGGUGCUGUCCCUGGGUGCCGACGUCCUCCCCGAGUACAAGCUGCAGGCGCCGCGCAUCCACAAAUGGACCAUCCUGCACUACAGCCCCUUCAAGGCGGUGUGGGACUGGCUCAUCCUGCUGCUGGUCAUCUACACCGCCAUCUUCACGCCCUACUCGGCCGCCUUCCUGCUCAACGACCAGGAGGAGGCCCAGCGGCACAACUGUGGCUACUCCUGCAGCCCCCUCAACGUGGUGGACCUCAUCGUGGACAUCAUGUUCAUCAUCGACAUCCUCAUCAACUUCCGCACCACCUACGUCAACUCCAACGAGGAGGUGGUGAGCCACCCCGCCAAGAUCGCCAUCCACUACUUCAAGGGCUGGUUCCUCAUCGACAUGGUGGCCGCCAUCCCCUUCGACCUGCUCAUCUUUGGCUCUGGCUCUGAGGAGACCACCACACUGAUCGGGCUGCUGAAGACGGCGCGGCUGCUCCGCCUGGUGCGGGUGGCCCGCAAAUUGGACCGGUACUCCGAGUACGGGGCAGCCGUGCUCUUCCUGCUGAUGUGCACCUUCGCGCUGAUCGCGCACUGGCUGGCCUGCAUCUGGUACGCCAUCGGCAACGUGGAGGGGCAGCGCAUCGGCUGGCUGCACUCGCUGGGCGACCAGAUCGGCAAGCCGCUGAACGACAGCAACCCCCUGUACGGCCCCACCAUCAAGGACAAGUACGUCACGGCGCUCUACUUCACCUUCAGCAGCCUGACCAGCGUCGGCUUCGGCAACGUCUCGCCCAACACCAACUCGGAGAAGAUCUUCUCCAUCUGCGUCAUGCUCAUCGGCUCCCUGAUGUACGCCAGCAUCUUCGGGAACGUGUCGGCCAUCAUCCAGCGCCUGUACUCGGGCACGGCGCGCUACCACACGCAGAUGCUGCGCGUCCGCGAGUUCAUCCGCUUCCACCAGAUCCCCAACCCGCUGCGCCAGCGCCUGGAGGAGUACUUCCAGCACGCCUGGUCCUACACCAACGGCAUCGACAUGAACGCGGUGCUGAAGGGCUUCCCCGAGUGCCUGCAGGCCGACAUCUGCCUGCACCUGAACCGCAGCCUGCUGCAGAACUGCAAGCCCUUCAAGGGAGCCACCAAGGGCUGCCUGCGCGCCCUGGCCAUGAAGUUCAAGACGACGCACGCGCCGCCCGGGGACACGCUGGUGCACGCCGGCGACGUGCUGACCGCGCUCUACUUCAUCUCGCGCGGCUCCAUCGAGAUCCUGCGCGGGGACGUGGUGGUGGCCAUCCUGGGGAAGAACGACAUUUUCGGGGAACCGCUGAACCUGUACGCGCGGCCGGGGAAGUCCAACGCCGACGUGCGCGCGCUCACCUACUGCGACCUGCACAAGAUCCACCGCGAGGACCUGCUGGAGGUGCUGGACAUGUACCCCGAGUUCUCCGACCACUUCUGGUCCAGCCUGGAGAUCACCUUCAACCUGCGCGAUACCAACAUGAUCCCCGGUUCCCCGGGCAGCGAUGAACUGGACGGCGGCUUCAACCGCCUGCGCAAGCGCAAGCUCUCCUUCCGCCGCCGCACGGAGAAGGAUGCGGAGGCCGCCGGGGAGCCGCGCGGUGGGCAGAAGGCGCUGAGGCUGAGCAGGGGCUGCCAGGCGCCGGGAGCCCCGCGGGGACCGGCCGAGUGGGAACCGUGCCACUGCAGCUCGCCCUCCAGCUCGCCGUCCAGCGACGAGGAUGAGCACCCCGCGCCCACCCCGGGGGCUGCCGCUCUCUCGCCCUUCCGCAGCCCCCGGCCCAGCGGCGAAGCCCCCGCAGCCGCCGACAACGAGGAGCGCGAGGGCAGCGACACGUGCAACCCCCUCUCAGGAGCCUUCUCGGGGGUCUCCAACAUCUUCAGCUUCUGGGGGGAGAGCCGGGGCCGGCAAUACCAGGAGCUGCCCCGCUGCACCAUCCCGGCGCACGCGGCCCUCGGCAUCCCGCUGCCCUCCAUGAGCCGCCGGCAGCGCUCCGAGGUGGAGAUGCGCCUCGACCUCCUCCAGAAGCAGCUCAAUAGGUUGGAGACGCGGAUGGCGGCGGACAUCAGCUCCAUCAUGCAGCUGCUGCAGCGCCAGGCUGCGCUCGUGCCCCCCGCCUACAGCACGGUCUCGUCCCCCCAUCAGCCCCCGGGUCCCCCCCCGUGCCCGCUGCAGCCCAUCCUCCCCAUCACCCCCAUCCAGCCGCUCUCUCAGGUUCCCAGCUUCCCAGUUCCCCCGGAGCUGCGCGGCGCCGCGGGCCCCCCGCCGCCCCCCGACGUGGUGCUGCUGCUGGAGCCGUCCCCACGCCGCCGCUCGCUGCCCGGCCCGCUGCCCCCCGCACAGCCGCUGCACAGACACUGCUCCGACCCUGGCAGUUAGGGGGCAGCGCGGGACGGGGCCGGGACCCCCACCCACGGACGCGGGACCCCGUCUCCAGGACGCCGGGGUCACGGCUGCCGUCCCCACGGACAUUGCGCCCACGUUAGCUGGCCUAACCCCGGGCCGGGCCACUGGCAGCGGGUGUGGGCUGCUCCCGCCCUUCCUCCUCCUCCUCCUCCUCCUCCCCAUAGUGCUGCAGCGGGGGGACGGAGGAGCGGGGCGGUGUCCGUGUGCGCACGUGUCCGUGUGCGCACACAUGUCCGAUGCACACGCCUGUCCUUGUGCGCAGAUGUGUCUGAUGCGCACACGUCUCCGUGUGCGCCGUGCGUGUCCGCGUGUGUGUCUGCGUGCUGCGGCCCCUCUGCCCCGUCUGCUUUGUGCGCACGUGGGUGCACGUGGGGCCGCGUGUCCGUGUGCUCGCCCCUAUGGCGACGCUGCGUGUGUCCGGGUGUGCUCCUGACAUGCAGGGUGCAAACACGCGUGUGCUCCGGGCAUGGGGUGGGCACGUGUCCUCGUCCGUCCGCCGUGGGGCCGCCGUGGGGCAGCGUGUGACUCCGGCGUCGUCCCCUCCCUGCGCUCCCUCCCCACGGCACAGGGGGUGGGGGGGCCCUGCCGUGCCGCCGCACGCACAAUGUGGUGGGGAGAGCCCGGGGGUGCAGGCAGGGUCCCCCUGCAGCCCCCCGCCGUGCGUGCCGUGUUCGUGCUGUUGUCCCGUAGGUCUCUGUGUGCCCCCCCCCCUCCUUUUUACACCGCCCUGCAUGUCGCCUUCUGCGGUAGGAGCCCCCGUCCCGCACCCCAAUAAAGCGGACCGAGGACUG